AUGCGAUCGAAGUCGCCCAGCUUGAAGCGAACGGUUCAGUUCUUUGUCAUCGCACUUGUCAUCCACCACAGCUGGUACCUAUGCUGGUCCAGCCCAGCAGGACCGACAACAGGGAAGUGCUGUGAUGUCAGCAUUGUGCUUGUUACCUCGCCGAUUCCCUCACAUCCCUCGACUGAGUUAGUAGAUGAGGUUAUUCGAAGCUUUGACCUGGUACAAGGACUAGAACUAUGCCCACUUGUCAUUGUUGCUGAUGGGUUUCAAGUCCGGGAGGGGCGACCUGCUUGGAACCAGGGCAGGAUUGAUGAGAGCACGCGUCAGAAGUACCUCGGGUAUGUCGAUGCUCUGAAGUCGAAGUACGGUCCUGUCGGAACGGGCGCAGAUGGCGCAGAGAGCGCGGAUGGGCGCGCUGUCAAAGUUGUUGGCCCCCUGGCAAAGCGUGUCAACUUUGGACAUGCCUUGCUCGCUGGGCUCUCCGAGGUGCACAGUGAGUUUGUUGUGGUUGUCCAGCAUGAUCGCGUGUUUGCGGAACGUCUGGACAUGGGAAGGGUGCUCAGCCUGUUUGACAAGUACAAGGAAGGCCUCAGGUAUGUCGGAUUUCAAACUGUUCCUGACUACGUGACAUACGCCGUAAGUAAGUAUGGCGGCUGGGCACGGAGCGAGCUCUCGGAAAAGGAGACGGGCUUGAUUCCAUGCUUCAUUUGGUACGACUCAACCCACGUUUGCCGCACACGGGAUUUGGCAAGACUGAUCGCAAGGGAGGUGAAGCCUGGCGAGUUCAUCGAAAGUUCCUUUGGCUGCAGACUUCUGGCAAAGAUUCAGGAAAAGAAAGAUAAGUGGAACUUCGCGUAUCACAUGGAGAAGUAUGGCCUCUUCCUGUACUACGAGCCGACCGUGGGUGCCCGAGGUCCAGAACUCAAAAACCAUGUUACGUGGCAUACUCGCCCUCUACUGAGCUACUUUCCCACCUUGCAACACGAGAUUGCUGAAAGGCUCCUGCAUGAAGAACACCUCGGCCCUGUCAAUGGCCUACGCCCACUUGUGAGACAUGUGAGCGGCCGGUCCUUCGUGUCUCGCGAAGAGCGCAUCAAGAUGGGUUGGCCUGCAGAACGACCUUCUGCUGCACGGCGCGUACGACAUGUUCGUCAAGGCAACCAAGGUGAUGCCUAUAGUCCACUGGACGGACUGGACACAUUGCCGUUGGACUCUGAUGACGCUGAUCAAAAAGUCUAG
Messenger RNA from Symbiodinium natans, 1230 nucleotides. Lineage: Eukaryota; Dinophyceae; Suessiales; Symbiodiniaceae. The record is from the annotation of a GenBank genome assembly.